Messenger RNA from Enterobius vermicularis (human pinworm), 690 nucleotides. The record is from the annotation of a GenBank genome assembly. NCBI's taxonomy places the organism in Eukaryota, Metazoa, Nematoda, Chromadorea, Rhabditida, Oxyuridae.
UGCUAUCUGAUAUCCUGGUAUUUGGCUACAGAUUUCCAAAUGUUUAUCUUUGCUCCAGCAAUUUUGAUACCAUUAGCCAUCAAACCUGUACUGGGCUUUAUUUCUGCAGCUCUAAUAUUUACUUUUUCAACUGCUGGUAAUAUGGUUACCAUCUUUCAUUACUAUUUUCCACCAUCAGAUUUUAGCCUUGGUAAACAAGAUCCGCGAAUGAAAGACUUUAAUCUCUAUACAAUGAUGGUUUAUGACGCUCCAUGGAUACGAUGUCAAGUUUAUAUUAUGGGCUUGUUGGUUGGCUAUUUUCUGCAAACCAAGAAAAAGCUUCGUAUUCCAUUCCUGGUAAACAUAAUACUUUGGAUUCUAUCACUUGGUUUGGGAUUAACUGUUCUGUUUGUGCUUCGAGAUUGGGUUACUGGUGACCAUACUUAUAAGCCUGUAGAAAGUGCUUUCUACUCGGCUUUUAGCAAAAUCGGUUGGGGUCUCUCCUUAUCUUAUAUUGUAAUAUCUUGUUAUUAUGGUCAUGGAGGCUUUCUUGACCGGUUCCUGUCAUGGGGUGUUUGGGCUCCAUUGGGAAGGUUAUCCUACUGCUGUUAUUUAGUUCAUUUUAUGAUUAUAUUUUACCUGUUGGGAAUGGGAAACAACCAGUUAAUCUUCACCAACUUUUCUCAUACGGUACGACAAACAUUAGAAUAA